AUGUCUGUCCCAAAGGAUGAAUAUUCUUUAAGGAAGAUCAGCAAUUUAUCUCUGCUGCCCCCAUCUGCAACCUCCUCUCACAGUACAGAAUUUAACCAAACACUGAAGGAGAAUUGGGCCCUUUGAGAAGCAAAUCAAAACCUUCAACAAAAGAACAGGGCUUUUUGUAUGAAGAACAAAGCCUAUUUGUAUGAAGAACAAACCUAUCAGGAGAAUCAAGGUAUCCAAAGACAGAACAAACUCCUUUGGGAAGAGAAUAAAAACCUUCAAGAGAAGCAUAGGCACCCUUCAGAGGAAACAAAGCACCUUGAGAAACAGCAAAAAGCCCUCCAGCAACAAAAUAGCCUCAGAGAAGAGGUUCGGGCUCUCAAAGGACAAGAAAGAGCAUUUACAAUGGAGGAAAAAGCUCUUCAGCAUGAGAUUUUAGCUUUAUGGAAGGAAAACAAGGCCUUCAUGGAGCAGUUUAAGGCUCAUCAAAAGGACAACAAAGCUGUUCAGGAAGAGGAAAAGGCUCUUUGUGAGGAAAAAAAUGCCCUCAGUGAAGAGAAAUUGGCCCUCCAAGAGGAGAAUGGGGCCCUUCAAGAUGAGAAAAAGGCCCUACAAAGUCAGGAGAAAGCUCUCCAAGAAGAGCACAAAGUCCUCCAUGAAUGGAAUAAGAUACUUCAAGAGGAGGAAUAAAGUAAUAUACGUAAGGAAUCAGGUGCUUAG
Messenger RNA from Phalacrocorax carbo (great cormorant), 708 nucleotides. The record is from RefSeq and is a predicted model, not a curated record. NCBI's taxonomy places the organism in Eukaryota, Metazoa, Chordata, Aves, Suliformes, Phalacrocoracidae.